Messenger RNA from Hemiscyllium ocellatum (epaulette shark), 1130 nucleotides. Its product is annotated as sarcoplasmic/endoplasmic reticulum calcium ATPase 1-like. The transcript is spliced from 7 exons. Gene Ontology annotation, biological process: calcium ion transmembrane transport; intracellular calcium ion homeostasis. Bases 465 to 1130 code for a protein of 221 amino acids. The record is from RefSeq and is a predicted model, not a curated record. Gene Ontology annotation, cellular component: membrane. Gene Ontology annotation, molecular function: ATP binding; ATP hydrolysis activity; P-type calcium transporter activity. Lineage: Eukaryota; Metazoa; Chordata; Chondrichthyes; Orectolobiformes; Hemiscylliidae.
AGGAGAGGCGGGACAAGGGGAGGUCCCGGGCGACACCCCCACAGCUAUAAGCUGCCCUCCAGCAGACGCCGGGGGCUGGUCUGUCGAGUGCGAGGGAUUGAGAAAGGGCUUCGGUCCCGUGCCGUUUCCCCUCCCCCCCGCCCCCCCCUGCCCCCCCUCCUCCUACAGGCGCCACCCACCCACCCACCCCAACCGACCCACCCACCCGCCUCCCGGGAGCCGGAGGAGACCAGAGCGGAUCGUUCGGGAAUACCGGGCAGCUGAGAGAUCACCCACCAGCGACCGCUGGGCGAAGACCCAGUCCCCAACCCCAUUCUCACCCGCUCCCCCCCCCCCCACCCACCCCUCACAGCGGGAUCUCGCUCCAAUCUACCCCCGCCCCCCCCCCCACCCCUACCCGCCCGGGCGGGUUCCCGUCCUCCCCAUCGUCGUGUCGUGUCGCCUGGAGCGAUUAGCCUGAGAGCAUGGAGAACGGUCACACCAAGACCACUGAGGAGUGCUUGGCCUACUUUGGUGUCAGCGAGCUGACCGGACUGUCGCCGGAGCAGGUCAAGAAGAACUUCGACAAGUAUGGACCCAAUGAGCUACCAGCUGAAGAAGGGAAAACACUUUGGCAACUGGUAGUCGAGCAGUUUGAAGACUUGUUGGUACGAAUUCUGUUGCUGGCAGCAUGCAUCUCCUUCGUCCUGGCCUGGUUUGAGGAGGGAGAGGAGACAGUCACCGCCUUCGUGGAGCCCUUUGUCAUCCUGCUGAUCCUCAUCGCAAACGCAGUGGUCGGCGUGUGGCAGGAGAGGAAUGCUGAAGAUGCCAUCGAGGCCCUGAAGGAGUACGAGCCUGAGAUGGGGAAGGUGUACCGGACGGACAAGAAGCUGGUGCAGAGGAUAAAGGCUCGGGAGAUCGUUCCCGGGGACAUUGUGGAGGUGGCAGUUGGUGACAAGGUGCCAGCUGACAUCAGGAUCAUCAAGAUCAUCUCCACCACCCUGCGGGUCGAUCAGUCCAUCCUGACAGGCGAGUCGGUAUCGGUCAUCAAGCACACCGACCCCGUGCCAGACCCUCGAGCUGUGAACCAGGACAAGAAGAACAUGCUGUUCUCCGUGAGUCACCGCGGCGACGCCCGCUCUGCGCCGUGA